AGAGGAAAACAGAGAGGCGAUGCCAACAUUUAAAGAGACAGGGGUGUAAAGCACAACUAGUCCCGGAGAAACCCUUUCAGGUAUUUCCAAUGCAUCUCAUUCUGGAAGAAGUCUUGUAGCACAUGUGUGCUUGAAUGGGGUAGCAGAAGAUGCAGAAAUCAUGGCAGGCUGAGUAACUAUCUGGUAGAGGAAUUAAAGAUGGCAGACAAGAUUAAAACAUCACGUACUAGUGAACUGGAGUUCGGUGGACCACUGGGAGCCCUUCUCUUACUCUUUGUUAUGCCUGGAACUGUCUUGUAUCUUCUGGUGACGUGUAGCACAGAAGAUGCCAGUGUACUGCGUGUACCAGGCCCUUGGCCCGCUUUGGACACUUUGUGGGACCCUUUUGCAGUGAUCUUGCUGCUUUCCUGGGUAUCUCUGCAGGCUGUGCUGUAUAUGCUGCCUAUUGGAAAGGUAACAGAAGGAAUUACUUUAAGAGACAACACCCGUCUGAAGUACAGAAUCAAUGCAUUACAAGCCAUGAUGGUGACUGCGCUCAUAGCUGCAGGAGCAGUGAUGUUUGGGUUCCCGCUCUCCUAUGUUUAUGACCAUUUCCUGCAGAUGGCAGUGGGAGCAGCAUUUAUAGCUCUAAUUCUCAGCAUUUUUCUUUAUGCCAAGUCCCUUGCAGCCCCUCAAUCAGCACUGGCACCAGGCGGGAAUUCAGGUAACCCACUGUAUGAUUUCUUCAUUGGACAUGAAUUAAACCCCAGGAUUGGCUCCUUUGAUUUGAAAUAUUUCUGUGAGCUUCGCCCUGGACUCAUUGGCUGGUGCCUAAUAAACCUUUGCUUCCUGAUGAAGGACAUUGAGCUUCGUGGCUCCCCAUCUCUCUCUAUGAUCUUGGUGUUUGGAUUCCAGGCUUUGUAUGUUGUAGAUGCCAUGAAGCAUGAGGAAGCCAUCCUCACUACAAUGGACAUUGUCCACGAUGGAUUUGGUUUCAUGUUGGCUUUUGGUGACCUGUGCUGGGUUCCUUUCACCUACUCUCUGCAAGGAUAUUUCCUAGUCAGGCACCCUCAGGAACUGAGCACUUAUGCUGCUGUUGGCAUCAUCCUACUAAACGCUGUGGGAUAUAUCAUUUUCCGAGGCUCUAACUCACAGAAGAAUGCCUUCCGAAGAAAUCCUGCCGACCCCAAAGUAGUUGGGCUUGAAACUAUCCCUACAGCAACCGGAAAACGUCUUCUUGUGUCUGGUUGGUGGGGCCUUGUUCGUCAUCCAAAUUACUUAGGAGAUUUAAUUAUGGCUCUGGCAUGGUCUCUACCCUGUGGACUCUCAAACAUCCUGCCAUACUUCUAUGUCAUCUAUUUCACUGUCCUUCUGGUGCACCGGGAGGCGAGGGAUGAACACCAGUGUAUGAAGAAGUAUGGAGUCGCCUGGCAAGAAUAUUGCAGAAGGGUUCCCUACAGAAUUUUUCCUUAUAUUUACUGAUCUACUCUGAACUCUCCGCUAUACCUCUGUCCCAUUUGGGCCUGGUUCCACAAACAAAUGUUUUCUGCUGAAAUGUUCUUGUAAGCUGCGUUCUGUUGCUAUACACUGCUUUCAUUUCUGCCAGUUAAUACAGACAAUAUAAAACAGAGGACGUAAUGAACCCCCAGGUAACAUACAGCUUAAUCUAAUGAAAUCAUUGCUAUAAUGACCAAUACUAAUUAGUGUCAGGUCACAUAGUAAAAAAAACAUGUAUUCAGGUACAGGGUUAUUCUACAUGUCCAUGUGCUACUUUGAAAGGAAAAACCUGCAUCUUAUAAGAGAAAAGCCUGAUUAAAAACUGGUACCUUAAUUGGCAGCAUGCUUGUGCUACGCACGAAUGAAGAUGCAGAAGUUAUCUUCCCAUUCAACUUCAUGUACAAUUUCAUACAUAUAGGAUUAGAUAUUUUACAUUGAUGCACUGACUUUUUUUUUUUAAACAAAAUAAUUUGCCCAUGUAAAUUACUUUUAAGCUGUCUAUUCUGGAGUGGAUAAAGCUGGGGCUGUCCAUAUUCUUAAUUUAUCUGACCCACCUCUUGCAGUCAUUCAGCACCUAUAACUCGCUAAUGAUCUACAUAGUAAGUGGGGUUGAUAAAAGACACAUCCAUCCAGUUAAACCUUUCAUGCAUAUAAAACCUGUCUAACUACUAACUGAUCCAAAGGAAUGCAAAAAAAAACCCCUUAUAAAGCCGCUUUAAUUUACCUGAGGGGAAAAAAUCCUUCCUGACUCCAGGUUGGCAAUUGGACCAGUUCCUGGAUCAGCUUGUAAACAUAUGCCCAUAUGGCUAUUCAGAUUUGCAGUUAUAGCUUUCCUACAGCAUACUACACAGGGGCAACUGGUAUAAAUUUACAUAUAUCCAGUUUGUAGUCUAUGGAGGUGUCAACAAAACCUGACUAAAUUUCUGCCAAAAAACAAAACCAGUUCUGUCAUUUACUGUGUUAACCCCUUUUCCACGCCAUUGGGCUAUAAUCAGUGCAAUAUAGUGCCUUAUUUUAAUCAAAAAGUAUAAAUCAAAACAAUUUAAUUUCUCAUUUGUUCAGAAACAUUUGCCUUCCACACUGUUUGGGUUUUAUUAUCUUUAUAUGGCAUAUGCCUGAAGCCUCCCUAUUUUUUAGCAGAAAUGAAAUCAUGAUGAAGUGCAUUACCUAUAUAUUUCUCACAUCUGUUCAAUAAAAUGCUCUGCCCCUAGUGUCCUAUACAGCGUCCUAGUCACAAAUUAUGAAGGAAUCAGUGAUGGCAGUGUUUUGCUUAACAUUGAGAAGUAUAACAAGUACCCUACUGGCAUUUUCCCCCUGACCUUGCAGUUUACAGAUCAUUCUCUUACAAGUCUGUUUCUUAGAUUAGGAACACCUAGGACCUUGGUGCUGAUGGGAAGAAAGUGUCAUUUCCAUUGUAUACAUAAAGUAAUAGGACAGGCAUGAAAAUUAAUGUUAAAGGAAACUGAAUGGGUUUUGAUGCAAUUUUAUAUAAUGUGUGUAUGGGAAAAGGGAGUGGUAUUGUGUGCAUCAAUAUACAAUCUUAAUUUAAAUUUUCUAUGAAAAAAAGAAUGUUUGACCUUUUUGUGACAAAUUAGAAUAAAGAGGAUUUUAGAAUGAAAA
This is a messenger RNA of Xenopus tropicalis (tropical clawed frog), 3096 nucleotides long. It is a transcript of the gene tm7sf2, whose product is annotated as transmembrane 7 superfamily member 2. Gene Ontology annotation, cellular component: endomembrane system; membrane; endoplasmic reticulum membrane. Gene Ontology annotation, biological process: cholesterol biosynthetic process; sterol biosynthetic process. The coding region runs from base 199 to 1461 and encodes 420 amino acids. Gene Ontology annotation, molecular function: Delta14-sterol reductase activity; oxidoreductase activity, acting on the CH-CH group of donors, NAD or NADP as acceptor. The record is from RefSeq and is a predicted model, not a curated record. The transcript is spliced from 12 exons. Lineage: Eukaryota; Metazoa; Chordata; Amphibia; Anura; Pipidae.